Priapulus caudatus is the source of this 937-nucleotide messenger RNA. RefSeq lists its product as uncharacterized. The record is from RefSeq and is a predicted model, not a curated record. The transcript is spliced from 2 exons. Lineage: Eukaryota; Metazoa; Priapulida; Priapulimorpha; Priapulimorphida; Priapulidae. Bases 118 to 708 code for a protein of 196 amino acids.
UCCGCGGCGGCGACGACGUCAUAGCUAUCCCGUCUGCUGCGUGCUGCACUACGCGCUACCUACUCCGCCAGCCGCACCGACGCGCGCGUCUGUCGCAGUCCAUGAAGGGACCCUAACAUGAACAGUUUGAACGUGCUUGUUCUCUCUCUUCUGCAGCUCUCUCUGCUGCUGCUAUGCGCGGUCGUCCACUGCAGCAUGGCCCACCCGGCAUUACGGUCCGACGCGGCGCCGACGAUGGCGACGCCGCAGCACUCCGUCGAUCCCGACACGGAGAUCUCCGACGAUGAUGGCUCGGACUUCCAGACACUGGAUAUUCCGCUGAACAGCCAACACUCCAUAGACAGUCUACCCGUAGUUAAUCUCACUGAACACGACGAGCCAGCACGUGCGAACCGAGUCAAAAGACAGAUGCGGCUCAAUUACGUGCAUUUAUGUGAUGUAAGGAAGAAAUUUAGAUUUCUCAACGACAGACGGUACGAGUACAGGCCGGCGUUUUACACAGAGAUUUGGUGCAGCGAGCCAGAUCAUGGCGAGAAUGUCCAGAAAUGUGCCUUCGGAGCACUCCACUGCGUGCAGCAGCACGCCGUCCUUCACCUCAGCCGACGGAAAGCCGGGUCGGACUGCUGGGAGCCCGUGCAGAAAGAGAUCAAAUAUGGCUGCGAAUGCAUGUGGCCCAUCAACGAGCUCGGCCCGAUGGACACGAUGUAAAGACUGGUUGCCGGCACCUCGACUUCUUCCUCUAUUGGUUCUUCCCGCAGUCGACCGGAGGCCGGAUCGAAAUUCCCCGCGCUCUAUAUAGUAGGCGGCAGAAAUGUCGACGCGCUACUAUCCGAGAACGUCUUCGUACCCUAGGUUCGGAAGGACACACUCACACACACACACACACACACACACACACACACACACACACACACACACGCACACACAAGACCCACUG